Yamadazyma tenuis ATCC 10573 is the source of this 1638-nucleotide messenger RNA. NCBI's taxonomy places the organism in Eukaryota, Fungi, Ascomycota, Pichiomycetes, Serinales, Debaryomycetaceae. The record is from RefSeq and is a predicted model, not a curated record.
AUCUGCAUCUCUGUUUUCCCAUCAACAAUGAAAGACAAGUCUGCAAGCGAAAUCGAUAUCCAAGCGAAAGUGUCCCACUCUAGCCUCGACUCGGCUUCCAACAAUCUCGGAGUCCACCAGAUCACCUCCAAUAAUGGAGAAAUCAUCAAUAUCACCGAUAAGUACGUCGACAAGAAGCUCGAACGCAAAGUCAGAUUGAAGUUAGACCUCCACACCUUACCGUUGAUCUGUAUUUUGUACCUUUUCAAUGCCUUGAACAAGGGAAAUAUCUCCAAUGCUAAAACCAACACCAUUGAAGCUGACUUGGAUAUUACCGGAGACCAGUGGAAUUUGAUGCUCUCAAUCUUCUACAUCCCGUUUGUGUUGUUUGCCUUCCCACUCUCGUUGGUUAUCAAGCGGUUUAACGCCGCCAGAGUGUUGCCAGUUUUGGCAUUUACGUUUGGAUCCAUCAACUUGUUGUUGGUGAGUGCGUUCAACUUUCUGGGAUUGAUGGCAGGCCGGUUCUUCUUGGGGCUCUGUGAGCUGGCGGUUUUGCCCGGAAUCAUCUUCUACUUGUCGACCUUCUACAGACGGCAUGAGUUGGCGUCUCGGUUGUCUAUCAUCUACUCAUUUUCGUCAAUUGCCAAUGCCUUUAGUGGGUUAUUGGCUUUUGGAGUUUUCCAGAUCGAACACCUGGUUUUGCACGGGUGGCAGAUCUUAUUCUUGUUGGAAGGACUGUUGACCAUCGUCGUGGCCGUAUGUGCGUUCCUUUUCUUGCCCAGAGACAUCCAAUCGGCAGGCUUUUUGACUGAAGAAGAGAAACAAUAUGCCCAGUACCGGGUAGAAACCGACUCAUCGGCGGCUCAGGGAGGCACAUUCGAGUUCCGGGAUGCCAUCAAGGUGUUCCGCAGUCCCGUGACGUUUGCCUGGCUCUUUGAGGAAUUAUGUAUUGGGGUUCCAUUGAACUCCAUCAACAAUUGGUUCCCCCAAAUCAUCCAGGCCAUGGGUAAAUCUACCGUCCAGACAAACUUGUACACGGUGGCACCCAACAUCUGGGGAGCGGUCAUUUUGUUGGUGUUUGCGUUCAGUUCGGACCACUACCGAGUUCGUUCUGCGUUUUUGGUGGUGGCCAUCGCCGCAACCUUGAUUGGGUUUGUGGUUUAUGGAGCCAUUGACAUCACCAAAGAUAUCGGCGUGGGAUACUUUGCCUGUUUCUUGAUGACCACCGGGGCCAGUGCCUCGUCGGUUUUGACUUCCACCUGGUAUAACAACAAUACUCCUAAUGAGAAUAGGAGAGUGGUGAUUUCGGCCGUGGGAAUUCCAUUGGCAAAUGCUGCUGGGUUAAUUUCCACCAAUAUUUUCCGUCCUAAGGAUGCUCCUAAGUAUCUUCCAGCUCUUGGUAUCACCGCGGGUUUUGGAGGAUUGGCCAUUGUGGUGGUGGUGGGAAUCACUACCUUUAUGGUGUUUGACAACAGGAGGAGAGACAAGAAGCAGGGCGUGACUUUAAAGUACAAUGACGUUCCAACGGCCGACUUGCGUGAAGGGCCUUCCAACCCCAAUUUCCGGUGGAUGUUCUAGGUGUUAGGUUGGUGUUUAGGAGUGUAUUUGUGUAUAUGAAUGGAUUAAUCAAGAACGAGGAGUUCCUCUUGCCUCUCUUUC